Molecule: messenger RNA, 1074 nt
Organism: [Torrubiella] hemipterigena
Lineage: Eukaryota; Fungi; Ascomycota; Sordariomycetes; Hypocreales; Clavicipitaceae
Source: the annotation of a GenBank genome assembly
AUGUCCCGCACCACCGCCAACCCGCCGAACGAUGCGGCCUCGCGCAAAAUCUCGUUCAACGUCAGCGAGCAAUAUGAUAUUCAGGAUGUUGUUGGUGAAGGCGCCUACGGUGUCGUUUGCUCCGCCAUUCACAAGCCCUCUGGCCAAAAGGUUGCCAUCAAGAAAAUCACGCCUUUCGACCAUUCCAUGUUCUGCUUGAGAACAUUGAGAGAAAUGAAGCUCCUUCGCUACUUCAACCACGAAAAUAUCAUCUCUAUUCUCGAUAUCCAGAAGCCUCGUGGCUUUGAUUCAUUCAAUGAAGUCUAUCUGAUUCAGGAAUUAAUGGAAACCGAUAUGCACCGUGUUAUCCGAACACAGAAUCUUUCCGACGAUCACUGCCAGUACUUCAUCUAUCAAACCCUUCGCGCUCUCAAGGCCAUGCACUCAGCCAAUGUGCUUCACCGUGAUCUUAAGCCGUCCAACCUGCUUCUCAACGCCAACUGUGACCUGAAGGUUUGCGAUUUCGGUCUUGCCCGUUCUGCUGCCUCCCAGGAAGACAACUCAGGCUUCAUGACGGAAUACGUCGCAACAAGAUGGUACCGAGCCCCCGAAAUUAUGCUUACCUUCAAAGAGUACACAAAGGCCAUCGAUGUCUGGUCUGUCGGUUGUAUUCUUGCUGAGAUGCUUAGUGGCAAGCCUCUCUUCCCGGGAAAAGAUUAUCAUCACCAGCUUACCCUCAUUCUCGAUGUUUUGGGCACGCCCACUAUGGAGGAUUACUACGGUAUCAAGUCUAGACGCGCGAGAGAAUACAUCCGCUCGCUUCCCUUUAAGAAGAAGGUUCCGUUCCGCACCCUCUUCCCCAACUCCUCGGAAUGGGCUCUCGAUCUUCUUGAGAAACUGCUGGCCUUCAACCCUGUUAAGCGCAUUACUGUCGAAGAGGCUCUCAAGCACCCUUACCUGGAGCCUUAUCACGACCCUGAGGACGAGCCUACCGCACCCCCAAUCCCGGACGAAUUCUUCGACUUUGAUAAGCAUAAGGACACCUUGACCAAGGAGCAGCUCAAGCAGCUAAUUUACGAGGAGAUUAUGCGAUGA